CGGAUUAGCUUCUGUGGACAUUUACUUGCGUCGCUAAAGACCUGCAACAAUACAUACAGUGAUCUGGAGAUCAGGCCUGUUAGUGAUUUUUGCAUUUUGUAUUCCUGGCCUCAUUCACGUGGCUCUCCACUGCUCCAGAUUACACUUCAUAAUCCCAAACACUCUCCAAAACGCAUGCUUUUACACACACUCGUCCAUUCAAGCAACAAGAUACAAUGAGAACAUGUGAGGGGUUAUAUUUAUUGCAAUUGCUAGCUUUCUGAGGCUUUCUGGGGUCAAAGGAUAAUGAUGAAUUGUUUCUGAGAAGAUCGGAGAAAUAAGAAUCUUGGAACUAUAGCAUGUAGGCGUCGCUUGAACAAAACCUGGGAUAUCUGCAUCUGCUGAACCUAAACCAGCUCUUGGACACCUAGACAUUUGAACUUUUUUGGACCAUUUUUGGACAUUUGAACUUUUUUGGAGAAAACACAACUAAUUCGAUAGAGAAUCAAAUAAUAAAUCUACUCACUUCAGCUGAUCUCUUGGUUUGGACGAAUCAGGCUUCAGAUUAUCAGUUGUUUUGGAAGAACAGCAAAAAGAUGUCUGACACAUUUGAUGUUCCACGUGUGCGCUCUGACAGUACGUCUACCAUGGAGUCUCAGUCUACUUCAUCACGGAUGAUUCUUCGCGAGCGGCUCGCUCAGUUGCUCGUCUGCUUAGAAGAUCUCAGCUCAGAUGAUGAGGCAAAUGAGGAAGUGUCCCGUACGCUAGAUGAAGCCUUUUACCUCUGUGGAAAAUACACCAACAGAGAGUCCUUCAGGCUGCACAUGGUCACAUGGAAUGUUGGCACAGCGGAGCCACCAGCUGAUGUGAGGUCUUUACUGCAUCUUGACUCACAGCAGGCCACUGACCUCUAUGUGAUUGGUCUACAGGAAGUGAAUGCCAAUCCAGUGCGGUAUAUCUCUGAUCUCAUUUCUGAGGACUCAUGGAGUCACCUUCUCAUGGAUACCCUGGCACCAAUGGGAUAUAUAAAGGUGACUUCAGUGAGGAUGCAGGGUUUACUUCUGAUACUGUUUGCAAAGCAGGUCCACCUGCCUUUCAUCAGAGACAUCCAAAGUACAUACACCCGCACAGGCCUAUUUGGAUACUGGGGAAAUAAAGGUGGUGUGUCUGUGCGUUUUUCUUUCUAUGGUCACAUGCUGUGUUUUUUGAACUGUCAUCUGGCGGCUCAUAUGAACUACGCCCUGCAACGCAUGGAUGAGUUUGAAUAUAUACUGGACAUGCAAGACUUUGAUAUGUACAACACUCCACAAGUGCUUGACCACAAGGUAGUCUUCUGGUUUGGUGAUCUGAACUUUCGCAUAGCUGACCAUGGGAUGCACUUUCUCCGCUCCUCGAUCAACAAUGGCCGCUUUAACCUGCUGUGGAACAGAGAUCAGCUGACCAUGAUGAAGAAGAAAGAAGCUAUUCUUCAGGAAUUUGAAGAGGGACUGUUGUGCUUUAAACCCACUUAUAAGUUUGACCGUUUCUCUGAGACUUACGAUACAAGUGGUAAAAAGCGGAAGCCUGCCUGGACGGAUCGUAUCUUGUGGAGGAUAAAACCCAAAGCUAUAGACACUGAGGAUGAGAAUAGGUCGACAACAUCAUCAGCUGACGAUGAUGAGUAUCCUAUUAAGGUGACACAGGGCACGUACACCUGUGAUGUCUCGUAUGGGGUCAGUGACCACAAACCCGUCAUUGGGACCUUCAAUCUGGAGAUGAGAAAAAAGGUGGAGACGCCUCUAGUCACACUAACCGUGGAGGGACGCUGGAGUGCAGAUGAAGAUGCCACAUUCACCUACACCAUUCUGGAAAACUUUGAGUCCUCAACCUGGGACUGGAUCGGAUUGUACAAGAUUGGCUUUAAAAGUGCAUCUGAUUACUCCACCUUCGCUUGGGUCAAAGAUGAUGAAAUAGCUGCCAACGGCGAAGUCGUGACGGUCCAGAUGAGUAAAAGUGAGCUCCCCCUGCUGGCAGGGGAUUAUGUUCUUGGCUAUUACAGCACCAACAUGCAAACACUUAUUGCCUUUAGUCCGACUUUCCAGAUUCUUGAGUCUCAACAAGCUGUAAUGGAGGGUCUGGUACCUGAGAACAUCAAUGGACAUGAGAAGUAAUUGGAUAACUUCUAAACUCUGGGGCAUGUUCACAUAUGUAAAAACUUACAGCAGGAGAUAUGAUUUGAGAUCAUAUUUGCCUGUGUAAACAGACCUUUGCUUAGUUUGGUUUUAGAAGGUAAAACUGAUUCUGAUAAAGUCUGGUUUAAUGAGUGUGGUUUAAAAUCUAAGGCUUUAAAAAUUCCCAAACACUCAGUCUAGUUACUGAACACGCUGCAGCACUCGUUUUCAUUCUCUCUUUAUCCACAGUUCUUGUUAAAUGAGUCUGUGGUGAGCUUCUCCAAACACACACACAUAUUGUACACAUUGCGCUAUUCUAAUGUAGUAGGCCUAUGUAGAACCUGUAUCUGCCACUAGAGGACAACAAACUGACCAUGUUAAGAUCUACACAUUUCAGUGUCAAAGAUUUUCUUUUUUUUGUUUUGUUGCAAAUUUGAUACUAAUAUCACUGUAAAACUAAUAAGAGUGUGGAACUCUCUUAGGCCUAUAUUUCAUGCCAAAAUCAACACAUAAAUGUUGAAAAAAUCCUCAUUUUUUUUUUAAGUAAUCAAGUUUUACAAUACACAAUUAUGCAUUGUUAUAUACAUACAUUAUAUAUAUUACAUAUAUACAUGUACAAUAUUAUAACAUACAUUAAAUGCAUGAUGUUGCAUUUAUUUUGCCUAUUAUAUCUGGAACUGAUUACGGUAUCUUACAGUUUUACUAAACAUUGGUGCUGUGCUUUAUACAGUAUUUCACUGUAUGUUUUAUAUGUCAGUGCCUUUCUAUAUGAUAAUGUGUGACUUUUCGGUAUCUAGAACAACAGUUGACCUUCUGAUUGUUAAAAUGCCAUUUUGUUUACACUGUCACUGAGUUGAUUCAACCCUUUAUGAUUUGUUAAAUGUAUUAAAAUAUUUCUGCAAUCAAGCACUUGAACGCAACAAUGUAAUUGGGAUUGUAAGCUAUUACAUUAAAAGGUUAACAUCUGAAUAUCUGU
Cyprinus carpio (common carp) is the source of this 3105-nucleotide messenger RNA. RefSeq names its product inositol polyphosphate-5-phosphatase Kb (gene inpp5kb). The record is from RefSeq and is a predicted model, not a curated record. Gene Ontology annotation, biological process: negative regulation of insulin receptor signaling pathway; negative regulation of peptidyl-serine phosphorylation; negative regulation of glycogen biosynthetic process. Gene Ontology annotation, cellular component: plasma membrane; cytoplasm; ruffle. NCBI's taxonomy places the organism in Eukaryota, Metazoa, Chordata, Actinopteri, Cypriniformes, Cyprinidae. Gene Ontology annotation, molecular function: phosphatidylinositol-4,5-bisphosphate 5-phosphatase activity; phosphatidylinositol-3,4,5-trisphosphate 5-phosphatase activity; inositol bisphosphate phosphatase activity.